CAUUUUAUAAUUUACUAUACUGUCUAACCUCUGGGGAUUUGCCUUAACCUCCCUCCCUCCACCCCUAAGUCGUUUCUAUCUUUCUAGAGGCAACGCGAAUGAUUAGGAAUUAAGCUAUAUUCACGUACCAAACGACGCCGUCCCACUCGCCUCUUGUCAGAAUAUUAACAACAACGCAAGCUCGUAACCGAAUCAAUUCCUACAAUACAACAAACCGACACAUUUAACCCGAAGAAGCUCUUACAAACUGCUAUUUCAUUGACUCAGAGAGAGAGAGAGAGAGAGACAGAGGGAGAAACACCAGAGCAUUAAUGGCGACGACUGGAGAGAAGCAAGUGAUGGUGAUCGGGGCCGACGAGAGCGAGCAGAGCACUUACGCUCUGGAAUGGACUCUGGACCACUUCUUCGCACCCUUCGGUCCCACGUCUCCGUUCAAGCUCGUCAUCGUCCACGCCAAGUCCAUGCCUUCCGCCGUCGUUGGCCUCGCCGGCCCUGGAGCGGCGGAGGUUUUACCAAUUGUGGAUGCUGAUUUGAAGAGGAUGGCUGCCCGCGUUGCUGACAAGGCUAAGCAACUUUGCGCUACCAAAUCGGUGACUGAUGUCACUGUGGAGUUGGUGGAAGGAGAUGCUAGGAAUGUUCUCUGUGACGCUGUUGAAAGGCACCAGGCAUCCGUCUUGGUUGUCGGUAGUCAUGGCUACGGAGCCAUAAAAAGGGCGGUUCUUGGAAGCGUAAGUGACUAUUGUGCUCAUCACGCUCACUGCAGCGUGAUGAUUGUGAAGAAGCCUAAAACAAAACAUUGAGCUGAGUGAGCCUCCUCCUAUCUAUGGCUUCAGUUAAGCAUGGCGUUUCGUGGUGGCAGUAUUACGAUACUUAUAAUAAAUUCGACCAUUUGUGAGUUGUAAGGUUAUAUACUAGUGGUUAUAGUUUGAAUGUUCGAACUUCAAAGUAUGGUGUGUAUUAUUGUAAGGUACAAAGUUGAAGCUUAAACUUUGGUAUAGCGAGUGAUGUAUCCGUAUAUCAAAGUUGGAUUAGUGAAGUUGUAUGAUAUAAGUUAUGACGCAGACUUUUUCCCCCAUUCCCUUCAUUAUAUUUCAUUCA
Messenger RNA from Prunus mume (Japanese apricot), 1098 nucleotides. RefSeq names its product Adenine nucleotide alpha hydrolases-like superfamily protein. Lineage: Eukaryota; Viridiplantae; Streptophyta; Magnoliopsida; Rosales; Rosaceae. The record is from RefSeq and is a predicted model, not a curated record.